Molecule: messenger RNA, 4033 nt
Organism: Lactuca sativa (garden lettuce)
Lineage: Eukaryota; Viridiplantae; Streptophyta; Magnoliopsida; Asterales; Asteraceae
Source: RefSeq, a predicted model, not a curated record
ACCGUCUGCCCUAAUUACUCUCGCAUACGUUUCUCUAAGGAUAUCUGAUAGGGUUACACUAGACCUAUGAGAAAAGAUAAGAAUAGGGAUAAGAGGGAUAUAGAGAGAAAUAGAUAGAUAGAAGUACGCUGUACACAAGAAAGAGUGUUGUGCCUUCUGAAAAUCAAAACAGGAAGAAACAGGGCCUUCUUUGCACCUGGUAUUUGUUGAAUCAAAGAGCCACAAAUUCACGUUUUGAAGUGAUUACACUACCAAACCAAAGGUACACCUUUAGUUUUUGAUCCAGAAAUCGUGCGAACUGCAAGAAGAUUGAAGAAAUAAGAAACAAGAAAGAAACAAUCAGUUGGUUUCUUUGGUUCAUCAUCUUCCAUACACUCAGAAGCCUCCACACCACAAGGCACUCCCUUGUGGAACGAAUCACAUUCGAUUUGUCCAAAAGUACCCCCAUCAUCCCCUCAAAACAGCCCAUAUAAAACUUAUUCCCCACCCUCUUCCAUUAAAACUAAAAUCAUAAUCUUCAGAAACCGAAUCUAAAGACUUAGUUAUGAGUGGAGACGAAGCAGAAAAGACCCUUAGAGAGUGGUCCACUCAAGAGGUCAACCAACAGCCCCUUUGCAUUACGUUUCCAGAAACCCAAAACUUUGAACUUAAAUCUGGGUUGAUUCAUCUUCCUACUUUCAUAGGAUUGGAAAACGAAGACACACAUAAAUUCCUCAAGGAAUUUCAUGUGGUUUGUUCAGGAAUGAAGCCUGAUGCUGUCACAGAAGACCAGAUAAAGUUAAGGGCAUUCCAUUCUGCAAGAGAAUGAUUUUAUGAACUCCCGUCUGGUUCCAUUACCACUUGGACAGAACUCACGAAGCUGUUCUUAGAGAAAUACUUUUUAGAAAAACGAGUCUCAAGUCUUAGAAGAGAAAUCCUUGGCAUCAAACAAGGAAGACGAGAACCUCUACGUACUUAUUAGGAAAGGUUCAAGAAGCUUCUAGUUCGGUGCCCCCAACAUGGGAUCAACGAUUAUCAGCUUUAUAAUUGCUUUUGUGAAGGUCUGACACCCAUGGAGAGGCGUUUGAUAAAUGCUUCUAGUGGUGGUUCCUCGGGUGACAUGACACCAACCGAAAUCAAAGAGCUUAUCGAAAAGCUAGCGAUCGAAUCUAAACAUUAUGGAAAUGAAGACGAGUGGUAUCCAGAUCAACCAAGGGGUGUCAAGGAAGUUAGCAAUGUUCAUCUGGAAGCUCAAAUAUCUGAAUUAACGAAAGUUGUUCUACUCCUAACGAAAGAAAAAGUAGCUGCGAAGAAACAUGUGGUAUUUGCUUGAAGACUGAUCACCCUACUGACAUGUGCCCAAUAUUGCAAGAGAAUACAGUUGCAGUAAAAGUUGUUGGGGGCUACCACCAGAAUUUUUAGAAUAAUUAUCAACAUAAACAACAAUUUCAGCCUCCACCCAGAUUUCAACAACAACGAAAUUUUCAGCAACCGGGUUUUCAGCAGACAAAUUUUCAUCAAAAUUCUCACUUUCAGCCCAACUUUCAGAACUUGAAUUUCCAGAAUCAAAACUUGCAACAUCAACCCAGUAGCUCCAGUGUGGCCUUAGAAGAUAUAGUAAAGAGUCUUGCCAUGAGCACCCAAACAUUCCAAACCGAAACUAGAGCUAGUAUCAAGAAUUUGGAGCAACAGAUGUCUCAACUUGCCACUUCUGUGGGUCGUCUGGAGUCUCAAGGAAAGUUACCAGGGCAUACUGAAAACAAUCCAAAGCAUAAUGUGAGUGCUAUUUUCUUGAAAAACGGGAAAACAUAUGAAGGCCCAAGCUCAUCUGAACCAGAAAACAAAGAUGAAGCAGAGUUUGAAGAGGUUCUGAUAGAAGAAGGAGAUGUGGAAGGGAUAGAAAAAGAAACUGAAGUUGAAGAGUUUAAAGAGGUGUUUGUUGAAGAAGAAUCUGAAAAGCUAGAAGAAAAAGAAACUCCAACACUACCCAAGCCAAUUCUGAAGGAGUACAAGCCAUUACCUCCAUUCCCAUCAAGACCGAAGAGUACGAAGCGCGAAAGAGAUGAUGAAGAUAUUAUGAAAAUUCUUCACAAGGUUGAGGUAAAUAUCUCACUUUUAGAUGUUAUAAAGCACAUCCCUCGCUAUGCUAAAUUUCUGAAAAAUUUAUGUAUUUCUAUGAAAAAAAAAAUGAAAUUUAAUGAAAUCGUGAAAGCUGGCAAAAAUAUAUCAUCUAUUUUUCAAAAAGGUUUGCCUCCAAAGUGCAAGGAUCUGGGGAUUUUCUUAGUUCCUUGUAAAUUAGGGAACCUUGAUUUUUCAAAAGCCAUGCUUGAUUUAGGAGCUUCAGUAAUUGUCCUUCCCUAUUUUGUUUUUGAAAAAUUAAAAAUGGGAACUUUACAAAAGACCAGGACAAUUAUACAGUUGGCUGACCACUCGGCAAUACACCCAAAAGGUGUGUUGGAGGAUGUUCUUGUCCAAGUGGAUAAACUGAUUUUUCCUGCUGAUUUUUACAUUUUGGACAUGGGAAACUUGGACACUUCAGAUACAAACUCUAUUAUUUUGGGAAGACCUUUUAUGAAAACUGCAAAAACAAAAAUUGAUGUUUUUAAUGGCAUGAUUCCAAUUGAGUUUGAUGAGGAAGUGGUUAAAUUUCAAAUUAAUAAUGUUGAUUUUCCUUCUGAAAAUAUUUCUGUCAGUUAUAUGGGUACCAACCGUCCUUUAUUAGAGGGCUGGUGUGAGUUUUCUAAUAUCUAUGUGCAAGAAAAUUUUCAAGACAGGAAUUCAUCUGAUAGUAUAUCCAAAGAGCUGGCAGAAGAUAAGCUUGGGGAGGUGGAAGAGGUUGAGAUGAAAUCUGCUACGGAAGAAGAAUCAAAUAAAAAUCUGAUAAGGAAAAUGUUUUUGGACAAAGAAAAGGUGGGAGAUGUGUUCUCAUAUAUGAAUCUGAAAAGAAGAAAGUUUAAAGAAUCUGAAGGACUUAUCUGAAGACAAUGUAGAUUUUUUCCAGUUUGUUGAGCAAGUUCCAGAUCCACCCAUCUUGCCAUAUUUGAAGGGAUCUGGAGUCACAAGAAAAAGAGUUGAGCUUCAGAGAAGUCCCGACCACACCAGUUCAUAAAUCUGGUUGGGCAAAGUCGAGCCAACGAAUUUAAAAAAGGGCGGCUUUCCGGGAGGCAACCCGAUGUUUAGUUUUUAGUUUUCCUCUUUCAAAAAAGAGAUGGUCGCAGUCCCAAGCAAGUUUGUGGAAAUCAGAGGAUCGACAGAGUUACUGAAAUCUAGAUUUUUCGUCAACAUUCGUCGUCAAAAUCAGAUUUCUGCAAAACUUAUCAGGUACAUUCUUUUCUGGCUGCAAAUUUUUGUUUAAUUUCUUUAUUGAGCUGUUUAUUCCUCUUUAAGCAUUGAGGACAAUGCAUCAUUUUAAGCUUGGGGAUGGGGUUAGUGUAAAAAUUUUGCAUUUUUGUUAAAAAAAUUUAAUUUUUCAGUUUUUCAUUUAAAAUUUUCAAAUUUUAUUUUUAUUUUUACAUUUUAUUCUGUUGCAUGUGCAUAUAAAAAAUUCGAAAAAUCCAAAAAACAAUAUUUUAUUUUCUAUUUUUAUUUUUCUGCAUUCAUAAUAAAAAACCUAAAAAGAUUUUAUUUCUAGUUAUUUUUAUUUUUAUUUUAUGCAUUCCAAAAAAAAUCUUGAAAAUCUUUAAUUUUUUUUACAUGAGAUGAGGAUAUUAUUUACAUUCGAUAGCUCGGUUAAUAUGAAGUGUGAUAGUUACCGAAAAUAAUGGUCUCAUUACAAUCAAUUUUAAGAAUUGUCUUUUCAAGUACUUUAAAUGUUUUCAAUAUGAAUCAACAUAAUAGUCGGAUAACUUUUACAAUAAAAGUGUGGGAUGGAAAAACGAACAGUGUUUUGAAAAUAAUUUCCUUGAAUGCCUUAAAAAGAACCUAGAUUGGAUAACCCUAAUCAUUCCUUGAAGUACUGAACCCUAUAGUCUCCGCGCCUUUUGAGGUUGGGAGGGAACUCUUGUUAUACCCACAAUUUAUUAUCAUUUUUGAAAUAUUGAAGAUAUGAUGUGCC